AUGCUGGGGGAGCUCCUCUCCAGGAUCCUGCUGCUGCUGUUCGGGUACGCCAUGCCGGCGUUCGAGUGCUUCAAGACGGUGGAGGCGCGCCCCAACGACGCCCACAUGCUCCGCUUCUGGUGCCAAUACUGGAUCAUAGUGGCCAUGGUGAUAGCCGUCGAGAGCUUCAUCUCAUGGAUGCCAAUGUAUGGAGAAAUCAAGCUUGCUUUCUUUGUUUACUUGUGGUACCCCAAGACAAAGGGCAGCGACAUUGUGUAUGACACCUUCCUCCGGCCUAUGGUGAUGCAGUACGAGCCAAACAUCGAGCAAAGGUUGCUGCAUCUGAGAGCUAGAUCCGGGCAUCUGCUCUCGUUCUACAUGAAGAACUUCGCUGACAAAGGGACGACCUUCUUCAUGGAUGUUCUGCGAUAUGUCGUCUCUGACGAACCCCAAGCAUCAAUUUCAGAGCAGAGGAACAAGAAGUCGUCCGGCAGUACAGGGUGGAGCCCCUUCGCCACCAAACGCCGGCCGCCGUCGCCUCCGCCACAGGAGUCCAUCUUCGGUUGUGGCCCCGUGGACCUCGACGCGGCAGCCGUGGCCCAAGUUAUCCGCUCUUCGUUGGCCAGCGCCAAGCCGCCCCGGCGACAGUACAGUGGCAAGUAUUGACGAUCCGGGAGCACUACUUGCUUUCAGUUUUAGGGGAUGAUCGUGUACAUAGAUUGGAUCAAACAUCAAAGGAAGGAAGGCACAAGAAAAGCAGAGUACAUAGCAAAUCAUAUCCAAUGUGGAGUAUAAACCUAUGUGACUGUAUGAGGAUGAUAGAAAUUUCAUUUUUCUUUACUGUAUCCU
This is a messenger RNA of Lolium rigidum, 828 nucleotides long. Its product is annotated as putative HVA22-like protein g. NCBI's taxonomy places the organism in Eukaryota, Viridiplantae, Streptophyta, Magnoliopsida, Poales, Poaceae. The record is from RefSeq and is a predicted model, not a curated record. The transcript is spliced from 6 exons. Bases 1 to 645 code for a protein of 214 amino acids.